UGCAAAAUAGUGCUCUUCCCUGAUAGGCGAGGACGCGCCUCUGGACUCGAGGCAGGGAGUGUUGGGAGCGGGCGAGCUUGGCAACGGGGCUUCCGAGGGAGCGAGCGGGGAGGCGGCUGCUGGCUGAAUGCAUCCCCGGAGGCCUUCCGACGGCGCCCAGCGGGGAAGAAGCAGCCUCUGCUGCCCGGCUUCCAAACUGCUCCGAUGCCGGCGCUGUCUCCCUUUAGGCGCCGGUGCCUCUUCGCCGCCGCCGCCGCCUUCCUACUGCUGGGCUUCGGGGCGCUGCUGCUGUUGCUGGACGGGGGUCCCGCGCCGCCCCAGCCGGAGCCCAAGCCGCCUUUGGAUCUCGGGGAGGCGGGCGCCUUGCGUGCCCAGUGCGCCUCUCUUCUCAGUGGAGGCAAAGCCUUCACUUGGGGGUCGCGCUUGGGCACGACGUGGGGGCGUUUUUCCUCCUGCGAGGACUACCUGGCCGGGAGCCACUACCUGACGCAGCCCCUGUCCACCGAGGAGGCCGCCUUCCCCCUGGCCUACGUGGUCACCCUCCACAAGGACUUCGCCACCUUCGAGCGGGUCUUCCGCGCCCUCUACGCGCCCCACAACGUCUACUGCAUCCACGUGGACCAGAAGGCUCCUGCUUCCUACCAGCAGCAGGUGGAGGAGCUGGUGGGCUGCUUCCCCAACGCCUUCCUGGUCUCCAAAGCCGAACCCGUCGUCUACGCCGGCAUCUCUAGGCUCCAGGCUGACAUCAACUGCAUGAAGGACCUCUUGACCUCCCAGGUCCGCUGGCGGUACGUCCUCAACAUGUGUGGCCAAGACUUCCCGCUCAAGACCAACCGGGAAAUCGUCCAGCACCUGAAGGCUUUCCGGGGUAAGAACAUCACCCCCGGGGUGCCCAUGCCCGCCCGCUACACCUUGCGGAUUAAAUAUGUCUACCGGCAGCACAUGGGCAAGGAUGCUUCCUACAUGAAGCGCACUUCCAUUCUCAAGUCGCGGGCGCCCCACAACCUCACCCUCCACUUUGGCUCGGCGUACAUCGCCCUGACCCGGCCCUUUGUGGAGUUUCUCUUCAGAGACAAGCGGGCCAGAGAUUUGCUGAACUGGUCCAAGGAUACAUACAGCCCCGACGAACAUUUCUGGGUGACCCUCAACAGGAUUCCAGGUGUUCCUGGUUCCAUGCCAAAUGCUACAUGGGAAGGCGGUCUAAGAGCUAUCAAGUGGAGUGAUGCAGAAGCAAAUCAUGGAGGAUGUCAUGGUCAUUAUGUCAGGAGUAUUUGCAUCUUUGGAACUGGUGACCUAAAGUGGCUGCUGAGCAACAAAAAUCUUUUUGCUAACAAAUUUGAACUUAAAACGUAUCCACCUACUGUGGAGUGUCUGGAGCUGAAUCUGCGGGAGAGAGCCUUGAACCAGAGCGAAAUACCAGUGGAGCCAAGCUGGUACCUUUAGUAAAAAAUUUUUUUAAAAAAUGAACAAAAUAAUACAAAGCUAGUCUUCUAGAAGGACCAUGCUGCCUCGACAUCAAGUAUCUUUUGGAUGUCCUAUACGGGUAAUUCUGUGAAUUUCUUGGAAAACACUGCAUUGCAGCUGAAAUAAGACUUCAGGGCAAUCUGUAUAUUGGUUGAAGUUUUGAUAAUAUUCUUGAAAACUGCCUCCCAUUUUGGAACAGGAUGGUCAGGUGUUCUUUGUUAAUACUUUGCAAUCAGGUUUGGUCAAUGGAGUAAGAGACAAUGAUUUUGGAUACCUAGAGCUAGUUUGAAUCAGCCCUUGAACUUUGUUAUCAUCAUAAGAGAAGCCUCUGACAGGAUGGUGAAACAUCAAACAUCUGGGCGUCUCCUGGGCAACGUCCUUGCAGAUAGCCAAUUGUGUCACACCAGAAGUGACUUGCAGUUUCUCAAGUUGCUCCUGAUACACAAAAAAAUCAUCAAGCCUUGCCAAUUGAUGGUUCAGAUGAAUGGAUUCAGACUGACUACUAUGCCAUGUUGAAAUACCUCUUGAUGUGACUUUAUUGUUGAAAUCAAAUAGCUACUUGGACAAUUUUACCUGAAGUCAAAGUAUUGUACUUGAUCCAGAGCUGUUCAAGGAACAUGACUACUGACAUCCAUCCAUUAUCUGCACUGAAAGGAGAAAGGAUAGCAUGUGUUAACAGAGACAUAUCUUCCAUAUUUAAUAUUGAAACUGUCAUGUGGAUGUUUAUGAGGGCAAAGUGGCAAGAGGAGAGAAGGGCAAGCUGCUCUGUUGAGCCUGUUAUAUUUGGCAUAGAUGCGAAUGAUCCCCAAAAUUAUGACGGAAAGAACCAAAGAAGCACAGGAGCUGGAAAGCCUAUGACAGUGGUGGCAAAUCUCUUGGGGGGGGGGGAGACACUUGGGGGGGUAAGCGGCGGGGUGAGCGGCAGGGCAGGCAAGCGAACGAGCGAGCAGACAAGUGGGGAGGGUGGGUGAGCAGGCGAGUGAGUGGGCACAAGCAAGUAGACGAGUGGGGGAGUGGGGAGGGAUGGGCAAUGGUGCACAUACGAGAGGAAAGGGUGCUGCGUGCCCCUCCUGGCACACAUGCCAUAGGGUCACCACCACUGGCCUAUGAAAAACCACACCGUUAGUUAAGAAACUCUCCCAAGUGGAAGCUUAAACCAACUUUCUCCAGAUGGGUCUAACUGUAAUUUCUACACUCCUUAGUCAGUUCAACCUAUCUGAAGGAUUUCAUGCUAGAGAAGGCUUAGGCAGCCUUAUGUAUACUCUGACGAAAAUUAAGAGAAGUCCCUUCAACUGACGAAUCAGAAAGCAUUGCACACAAUACAGAAAAGUCUCACUUAUCCAAGCUAAAUGGGCCGGCAGAACCUUGGAUAAGCGGGUAUCUUGGAUAAUAAGAAGGGAUUAAGAAAAAGCCUAUUAAACAUCAAAUUAGGUUAUGAUUUUACAAAUUAAGCACCAAAACAUCAUGUUAUACAACAAAUUUGACAGAAAAAGUAGUUCAGUGCGCAGUAAUGUUAUGUUGUAAUUACUGUAUUUACAAAUUUAGCACCAAAAUAUCAUGAUAUAUUGAAAACAUUGACUACAAAAUGCCUUGGAUAAUCCAGAAUCUUGGAUAAGCGAGUCUUGGAUAAGUGAGACUCUAUUGUAUCUGCUUCCAUACCAUGGAGGAAAACUGAAAAGGUGAUCGCAACAUGGGUUAAAGUUCCAUUGAACAAAAGAAAAAUCCCUUCUAAUUUACAUUUCAUUUUAAAGCUUUACUACCAAAAACAUUAUCGUGGUAGAAGUUGGUGUUUUACAGAAAAAUGAGCUUUCCAGUACUUUCUUGGUAUUUGCCUCAUACUUGAAAACUGAAGAUAAAACAUGUGGGCCAGUUGGUAUGGUAAAAAAAUAUAUAAUAAUCUUCUGGCUUCUUGUACAAUUUUCUGAUUGAGCUUUGCUCUUAAUAGUUUUUUUUUCCUACAGUUGACUGUGAAGUAUUGUAUUUUUAAAUUGAGUUGGACAUCUAUUUUCCCCCACAAUGCAAGUUUAUUUGAAGAAAUCUACCAAGGAUCUAUUUUUUGUAAAAAAUUUAUAUAAUAAAGUUCAGUGGGAUUUUUUAAAAUUAAUAAUUAAAACAAAAACUAACUAAGUGGGCUGCAAGAUAUUUCCUUGACUACAGGAGUUUAUUCAUUUUGACAACUUUUCAACAAGAUGACUAGAUAUGCUUUUUAAGAGCAGUGAGGUUAAAGAUGUUAAAAACAUCUCAUAGAAUCAUAGAAUCAUAGAAUAGUAGAGUUGGAAGAGACCACAUGGGCCAUCUAGUCCAACCCCCUGCUAAGAAGCAGGAAAUCGCAUUCAAAGCACCCCCGACAGAUGGCCAUCCAGCCUCUGCUUAAAAGCCUCCAAGGAAGGAGCCUCCACCACGGCCCCGGGGAGAGAGUUCCACUGUCGAACAGCUCUCACAGUGAGGAAGUUCUUCCUGAUGUUCAGGUGGAAUCUCCUUUCCUGUAGUUUGAAGCCAUUGUUCCGUGUCCUAGUCUGCAGGGCAGCAGAAAACAAGCUUGCUCCCUCCUCCCUAUGACUUCCCCUCACGUAUUUGUACAUGGCUAUCAUGUCUCCUCUCAGCCUUCUCUUCUGCAGGCUAAACAUGCCCAGCUCUUUAAGCCGCUCCUCAUAGGGCUUGUUCUCCAGACCCUUAAUCAUUUUAGUCGCCCUCCUCUGGACGCUUUCCAGCUUGUCAACAUCUCCCUUCAACUGUGGUGCCCAAAAUUGGACACAGUAUUCCAGGUGUGGUCUGACCAAGGCAGAAUAGAGGGGGAGCAUAACUUCCCUGGAUCUAGACGCUAUUCCCCUAUUGAUGCAGGCCAGAAUCCCGUUGGCUUUUUUAGCAGCCGCAUCACAUUGUUGGCUCAUGUUUAACUUGUUGUCCACGAGGACUCCAAGGUCUUUUUCGCACACACUGCUGUCAAGCCAGGCGUCCCCCAUUCUGUAUCUUUGAUUUCCAUUUUUUCUGCCGAAGUGAAGUAUCUUGCAUUUGUCCCUGUUGAACUUCAUUUUGUUAGUUUUGGCCCAUCUCUCUAGUCUGUCAAGAUCGUUUUGAAUUCUGCUCCUGUCUUCUGGAGUGUGUCUUCUUGCAGACAGCCUCCCACAAGGAUGGUAAAACAUCAAAACAUCUGGGCGUCCCUUGAGCAACGUCCUUGCAGACGGCCAAUUCUCUCACACCAAAAGCAACUUGUGGUUUCUCAAAUUGCUCCUGACAUGAAAAAAAGCUCACAAACAAAUCCUUUAGAUUCCUGCACAUAUUGGUUGUGUGAAUGUGCCAUCUUAAUUAUGUGUCAAAGGCAAGAAAUUGGCUACAUAUGAAUAUUAGUACCUUUAUCAUUUUCUAUAGAACAGCAUCAUUGUCUUCCUAGUGAACGUAUAGGGCUGCCAGAAAACGUUGAUUCUGAAUGUUUGAUUAAAGGUAUUUUGAAUUUA
Anolis carolinensis (green anole) is the source of this 4919-nucleotide messenger RNA. Its product is annotated as N-acetyllactosaminide beta-1,6-N-acetylglucosaminyl-transferase. Gene Ontology annotation, molecular function: acetylglucosaminyltransferase activity. Lineage: Eukaryota; Metazoa; Chordata; Lepidosauria; Squamata; Anolidae. Gene Ontology annotation, cellular component: membrane. Gene Ontology annotation, biological process: transforming growth factor beta receptor signaling pathway. The record is from RefSeq and is a predicted model, not a curated record.